Messenger RNA from Phragmites australis (common reed), 982 nucleotides. Its product is annotated as proline-rich receptor-like protein kinase PERK5. The coding region runs from base 60 to 566 and encodes 168 amino acids. The record is from RefSeq and is a predicted model, not a curated record. The transcript has 3 exons. Lineage: Eukaryota; Viridiplantae; Streptophyta; Magnoliopsida; Poales; Poaceae.
GCCGAAACCGAAAGGGAACCCAACCCAGAAGCCAGAACAUCGCGGCUGACACGGACCCGAUGUCGCUGGUCGCCUACGACGCCUCCUCCGACGAGGACGCCGCCGCCGAGCCUCCCGCCGCGGCGACGGCCUCACCACCCCUCAUAGCCUCCUCCAUCGUGCCGCAGCCGAGGCCUCCGUCGCCUUCGACGUCGGUGGGCGCCGCUCCCCAGCCCACUCCGCCUUCCCCCCGCCAGAAUGUAGCACCCACUAGUUCAAGUAAUGUCUCCUUGCCUACACCGUCAUUAGACCUCCCAGAUGUUGCAGAUCUCUUUGCUCCACCUUCUCUUCAGUCUCUACAGUCAAGAGCUACUGGCCAUUCCUCUAGAGAGAAUGCUUCAAGGAAGAGAGAAUCAAAUGGAUCUACUUUUAAUGACUCAUGCAGUAAAUUUCCAAGGAUGCAAUCACUACCCCAUGGUUCAAGGAGUGCUGCAGGGAACACUCUAAUUCCACCACAGCUUCGUGGAAGGAGCAACGUUGUUACUGAAGAUAUGAGCAAACUGUUUGUGGCUCAGCUCAAAGAGUAGCAUUUAACAUUUUGUGAACCUGAACCUCUAUUUGGAUUUCAUCGACACGUGUACGGACUGGCUCCUGUUGUCCUGGAUGUGCGGUAUGAUUGAAGGAUGUUGCUGAGUCCAAAAAAAAAAAGACGUUAAUGUUGCUGGCUUACUGCAACCUAGAUUCGUAGACAACAGUGGGUUGUCGUCAGAUAUAGGAAGUGCUUUUUUCUGACAUUUAUUCGGUGUUCCCUUGUGAUUGCUGUGCAACAAUGCUACAUGCCUGAUGUUGGAAUCAUGUAACUCUGUUAUGACAAUUAGAUGCUGUUAGGAGUUAGGACUAGAUGCUACACCAUUUAUCUUUUGAUUGGUGACAAUCAUGUAUGAUACUCUUUUUUUUCCAGAGCCUGGUUAGCUUUGUUUGGAAAAAGAACAUGCACGCAUUA